Molecule: messenger RNA, 3217 nt
Organism: Chara braunii
Lineage: Eukaryota; Viridiplantae; Streptophyta; Charophyceae; Charales; Characeae
Source: the annotation of a GenBank genome assembly
UAAUACAUACACUAUCUGUCUAACUAAUGAGUGGGUCAAAUCCUGUUGAUGAUAGAGCUGACAGUAGGAGACCAACACGUGCACAGGCGCUAAGGGUACCACACGUGUACCAGGCCUUGGAAGCGGGAGAAGAAAGACGGCUACGUAGAGCCCGUGCUCUAGCAGCAGGACUACAGGAAGCAAACAGAGCAGCAAGAGAGCAGGCAACAGCAGCCAGAGCAGCUGCGAUGGCUAACGGCGCAAGCUCUACUGCGUCAUCGUCUGCGUCCUCGUCAGGGACUAGUGGGACUCAGUUGGGAAUGCCACUGAGUUCCACAAGUUCCACGGGCACUUCCGGUUCAAUAGGGCCUAGUCAGUCUUCUAGUCAAAUGGCGGGCACGCAGUUCAGCCCGUUGACCCCACGUGAGAGGGAGCUCAGAGAGAUCCAGCAGGUCGAGAGGCUCCGCCAUAAGUUAGUGCAGGACCUGAAAGAUGCUACCGAUAGAGAAAAUGCGAUGAAAACUAGAGCAGCCAGGCUUGAAACUUUAGAGGCUGACAAGGCUGAACUAGAGGGCUUGGACGAGUCAUCAAUGAAUGACCACAUGAAAGUUCUGAAGAAGAAUAUGCUGUCACUGCACGCACACGUGGACAACAAAUUAGACUUCAUGCAGAGCACUCUAGACCAGAUCCUGGAUGUUUUGACAAGGCCAGGAUUCCGGCCACCAGCACAAUCGUCAUUGCCGUUAUCGGUGAUGUCAGGCCCCUUUCCGGUUCAAGCUGGCACACAACCAAGUGGUACGUCUGCAGCAGUCUCACAGACUGUUGCAGCUUCUUCUUCGGGUCCAGCGGUGGGAGCUACACCACUGCAACAACAGGCUAGUCCUCAACAAGGACAGCCACAAGGUCAAUGGUUCCCUAAGACCCCAAUGAAACCGCCUCUUCCCUUUUCAGGAGAGGGGAGGGACGAAGAACUCAACACAUGGUUGAGAACCGUCCCGGUUUAUGUGAAGGCAAAGAGGACCUUGCUGGAGGAGGAAGUGGUUACUGCGUCAUCUUACCUCAUAGGUAAGGCAGCCAAGUGGCUAGAUGGUGUAGUGAUAAAGGCCGGGUACGGGAGACGUAUGGCGGAAUGGGCUAGUACUCUAACGUUAGACCAGUUCAUGGAAAUGGUAGAAGCUCGAUGGCAUAAUCCACAGGAGGCACAAAAGGCCACUGAUGCGAUUAACAAGUUAGACAUACGAAAAUAUAAGUCAGUCAGAGAGCUUACGACUACCGUUGAGAGCCUGAUCCUCGUCCCAGGCGUACACUACAGCGACCAGUUCCUGUUAACUACGUUUGUCCGAUGUUUCCCAGAGAACAUGAGGAACUUGCUGGCUAAUGAGGCACGCACUGAGUACCAUUCGUUUGAGACGUUGUCUAGGAAAGCCUUAGAUUUAGAGGCCACGCUAGGCAAUGCUCAACCAACCUCCCAUAAUGACACGAAGAAGAAGAAGAGUCCCCACGAAUGGAAGAAGAAGGGGGCGAAGUUGAUGAUGGUUGAGUCCGAUGGGACUCAAACUGAGAUCGAUGAGCUCUCUGACCUGGUGGACUAUACAGAGUUUGACGGCGAGGAGGUAGCUGAGAUAGUCACUGAGGUCAGAUCAUUCUUAGGAAUGAGCGGCUACUAUAGGAACUUCGUGAAGAACUAUUCUACAGUCGCCUCUCCUUUGACUGAUCUAACUCGACUUAACACGCCGUGGGACUGGAGUGAUGAGUGUGAGGGUGCUUUCAAGAGAUUGAAGCAUGCACUCAUGAAUCAUGAAGUCCUCAUGGUUCCCGAUCCGCAGAAGCCAUUCAUAGUGACCACUGACGCAAGCCAAUAUGGCAUUGGCGCAGUGCUGGCUCAACAGGAUGGGAAAAAGUUGAGACCGAUUGAGUACAUGAGUAAGAAGAUGCCAUCAAAGAAGUUGGCUAAGUCCACCUACGAAAGGGAACUCUAUGCUCUCUACAAGGCACUUGUCCAUUGGAGACACUUCCUUUUGGGAAGAUUCUUCUACCUGAGGACUGAUCAUCAGACCCUCAAAUGGAUCAAGACUCAACCGGCUCUUUCUGACGCACUCAAGCGAUGGAUUGAGGUCAUAGAUCAAUAUGACUUCAAGCUUGAGUACUUGAAGGGAGAAUACAACAAGGUUGCAGACUACCUAGGUGCGCUAGUUUCUGACUUUGGCGUAUCUAAUGAAGUAACUCAAUCAUUGGUGGGAGCCUAUCAGGAAGACCCUGUCACGAUGGACAUCAUCCGCAAGCUUCAGGCAAAAGACAAGGCCACGGAAAGUGAGUUUGUGAUGGUGGAUGGGUUACUCUAUCUUGAUAAGGCCGGAAUAAAGAGAUUGGUAGUUCCAUCAAAUGAACAGUUGCGUAGUUUGUUUUUAGGCGAAUGUCAUGACGCAACUAGGCACUUUGGCUACAAAAAGAUGAGUGCUAACUUAGUACAGCGAUUUUGGUGGCCCAGAAUGUUAGAUGACGCAAAGAAGUACGUUGAGACCUGUCAGGUCUGUCAGCAGGACAAGCCGCGAACUCAAGCACCGCUUGGGUUGUUGAAGCCUUUACCCAUUCCUGAUGGUUCAGGAUUGAGUGUUUCCAUGGAUUUCAUGGACACCCUAGUGACCAGCAAGAGUGGUAAGAGGCACAUUUUCGUCAUCAUCGACCGAUUCACCAAGUACGCUAGACUAGUACCAAUGCCAGAGACAGCCAGGAAGGAAUAUGUCAUCAAGUUGUUCAAGGACAACUGGGUAAGGGACUUUGGUUUACCAAAGACCAUCAUUAGUGACCGAGACUUCCGAUUCACAAGUGAGAUAUGGAAGAAGACUGCGGAACAGAUGGGCAGUCAACUUCAAAUGACUUCAGGGAAUCAUCCCGAAGCCAACGGACAGGCCGAACAAAUGAAUAGAGUUGUACAGCACUUGCUGAGGCAUUACAUCAAGCCCAGCCAGGAUGACUGGGAUGAGCAGUUACCUCUCAUUGCCAGCCUGUACAACAAUGCUAUACAUAGCAGUACUGGCGUUAGUCCUAACCAACUACACUUGGGAUGGAAGCCUAGAUCAGCACUAGACUUCCUCCUACUUGAAAACCGACCUGCUGCAACUCCAAGCACACUUGAAUAUGGUGUGCAGUAUGAGAAGUUGCUGCAAGAGGCUGUUGAACACAUGAAGAAGGCUUAGCAAGCAAUGAUUGCUUCAAAGAAUCAACAUAUCAGACAGUC